This is a messenger RNA of Parastagonospora nodorum SN15, 264 nucleotides long. RefSeq lists its product as hypothetical. The record is from RefSeq and is a predicted model, not a curated record. The transcript is spliced from 2 exons. The coding region runs from base 1 to 264 and encodes 87 amino acids. Lineage: Eukaryota; Fungi; Ascomycota; Dothideomycetes; Pleosporales; Phaeosphaeriaceae.
AUGUCUUGGCUCCACUUUCGGAGACUGCUGCAGUCAAUAUGGUUACUGCGGGUCCAACCGCAACUACUGUGGCAAAGGUUGCAAUCCAUUAUACGGCAAAUGUUCUGCUUCGGAGCAAUUUUCAACCUCGUCUGCGCCUCCAAAGGCUACUCCUCCCUCCACUCUUUCUGUUCCAUCAGCUUCGCCUUCUUCAGUUAUGUCAAUGUCGAACAACGGUCGGUGCGGCAGUCUUUACAAUGCUUCACCGAAGGGCAUGACUUGUAG